This is a messenger RNA of Balaenoptera musculus (blue whale), 1524 nucleotides long. It is a transcript of the gene TSPAN32, whose product is annotated as tetraspanin 32. Gene Ontology annotation, cellular component: membrane. The coding region runs from base 1 to 1524 and encodes 507 amino acids. The record is from RefSeq and is a predicted model, not a curated record. The transcript has 13 exons. NCBI's taxonomy places the organism in Eukaryota, Metazoa, Chordata, Mammalia, Artiodactyla, Balaenopteridae.
AUGGGGCCUUGGAGUCGAGUCAGGGUGGCCAAAUGCCAGAUGCUGGUCACCAGCCUCUUUGUCUUGCUACUGGGCCUCGCUAUGGCCACCACGGCAGUGCUCACCUACUUCGGACCCCACUUUGCUGUCAUCGGCCACGCGUCCUCAGAGAGGACCCCCUACGAAGUUUUGCACCUCUGGGCCUUCUCUGCAGGGAUCAUCCUGGCCGGGCUCCUGACCCUGGGGGCUGUGCUGAGUGCUGCAGCCACUGUGAGAGAGGCGGGGGGCCUCAUGGCUGGGGCCUUCCUGUGCUUUGCCCUGGUGUUCUGCGCCCUGGUACAGGUAGCCUUCUGGAGAUUCCACAACCCCACGCAGGUGGAGGACGCCGUGUUGGACGCCUACGAUCAGGUGUACGAGCAGGCGGUGAAGAGCUCGUCGGGAAUGUGGCGGCAGGAGCUGGUGGCCAUCCAGGACAUGUUUCAGUGCUGUGGUAAGAGCCCCCCCCUCGGCCUCCCGGAGGGCUCGGAGGCUGACCUGUGUCGGGGGCAGGAGGCCGCCAGACAGGACUGCCUGCAGGGGAUCAGGAGCUUCCUGAGGUUGCACAGGAACGUCGUCUCCGCCCUGAUCAGCCUCGGCCUCGCCUCCACGGUGUACGCGACGCUGCUCAGUGCCUUCCUCUGGUCUGCCAUCCGCUCGGGCAAAUACACCCUGAGCCCACGGGCCCGUGGCUGCCAGCCCCAGGAGCCCUGCUUCUACAGACGCUGCCAGGAGGGGCCCGCCCCUCAUCACCCUGGCCGCGAGGCUGUGACCGACCUUCGGGCUUCCCCGCUCCUCCACCCCGUCCACAUCCUCCCAUGGGUCCGAGCGCUUCUCCUGCUGGGAGCCCAGGUCAGGUGCCCGAAGGUCCCAGGUUCUGGAGGUGACAUCCUCACGGUGCCAUUUUCCGUGUUCCUCUCUCCCCUGUUUUUCCUGCAGCUGGAGGUCAGCACUAAAGGCUUGGUUGUAUGGCAGCUGCACCACUUUGGCAGGAACCCUGCACAGAAUGGGUUCUUGCAGACUCUCCAGGAGCUGCAGGCGGACGGUGCUCAGAGGCUCUGCUUGGCUUCCAUCCCAGGGCAGCCAGGCCUCUUCCUUCCCCGUCUGGUGUGUGCCGGCCGCUCAGGCUUUCAGCGCUGGGCACUAACCCCCCAGGGCUUCAGGGUUCCCACCCCCGCGUCCAAGGCCAAGUCCCUUCCAGGCUGCCAGGACCCAGGUUCAGAGACGCUGGAGGGGGGCUGGGAGGAUCGGGUGGCACAAAAGAACAGCUACCGGGCUGCUCAGGAUCAGAACCCGGGAUUUGCCGGCUGCUGCCUCCGUCCCAGCCUCAGCCCCAGAGCUGGAGGCUCCAGUAAAGCCGGGGCUGGGGCCCCGCAGGGCCCCCCGGGUUGCCCGGUGUCCAAGUGUCGGCAGCCUCUGUCUGGGCCGUGGAGCUCACUCUCAGGUCCACCACCUGCGGCCCGGCCCAGCCUGGUUGGGCCUGGGGGUCCCUUCACAGCCUCCCACUGA